AUGAUUCGUGGCUCAUUAGUAUUGAGAAGCGUUACAGCACGUCGUUUCAUCUCAAGUGGUACCAAAUACACCACCUUGUCCAAUGGUAUCACUGUCGCCAGUGAAACUAUCCCAAAUGCACAACAUUCAUCAGUUGGUUUAUAUUUCUCCGCUGGUUCAAGAUCCGAACAUCCUUACAAUAAUGGUGUUUCUGCAUUGACAGCCACUGUCCUUUCACAACAACACAAUGCUUCUGCUGAUGGAGUUGUUGUAAGUGCUCAAAAUGGAAGAGAAUUCAAUGGUAUUGUUGCCGAAACCACCAAUGACAACAUUGAAGCUGCUGGAAAAUUACUUUCCACCAUUGCAACCAAUGCUGAAGAUAUUGUUUCCAAGGCUGAUUUCCAAUUUGGUAAAAACUUUUUAACCAACCAAGCCAAUGCACUUGAGGCUAAUCCAAGAUCAAGAGUUAUUAGUCACUUGUCUGCCACUGCAUACCAGGGUUACUCAUUGGGUUUACCUAAAUUGGGAACUGAAGAAUCAAUUUCAAACUUGGACCAACAAGAUUCAUUGCGUCAUUUGUCCAAACAUUUAGUUAAUGACAACAUUGUCAUUUCUGCUGCUGGUAGCUUUGACCAUGACAAGUUGGUUAAUGCUAUUGAAUCAAACUUGAAGGUUGCUCAAGGUGUUAAGCCAGAGAAGAAGCCAGCUUCGUUUUUGGGAUCAGAAGUCAGAAUGAGAGAUGACACUAUGCCAAAAGCAUACAUCUCAAUUGCUGUUCAUGGCGAAGGCUUAAACUCUCCAGAUUUAUACACUGCUCAAGUUGCUGCCAAGAUUUUCGGUAACUUCAACAUCCACUCACCAAAAGCCCACUACAAAUCAUCGAAAUUGUCAUCGAUUGUCCAAGAAUACAACAUUGUUGAAAAAUACGAACAUUUCUCAAAAUCAUUGUCUGAUCAUGGAUUAUGGGGAUUCUAUGCUGAAAUCCCAGAUAGAUUCACCAUUGAUGACUUUGUCCACUUCACAUUGAAGCAAUGGAAUAGAUUAUCCAUUUCAAUCAGUGAAGCUGAAGUUGCUAGAGCAAAAGCUCAAGUGAAAACUCAUCUUUUAAGAGGAUUGACUCAUACUAAACGUGUUGCUACUCAUAAUGCUAGAGACAUCUUGGCUGUUGGCCAUCAAAAAUCAAUCACUGAAGCAUUCCAAAAGAUUGAUGCGAUCACUGUUGCUGAUGUCAAGAAAUGGGGUCAAAACAAGGUCUGGGAUAGAGAUAUUGUUAUUUCCGGAACUGGUUUGAUUGAAGAUUUGUUGGACUACAACAGAAACAGAAAUGAAAUGGCCAUGAUGAGAUGGUAA
Messenger RNA from Lodderomyces parapsilosis, 1329 nucleotides. RefSeq names its product ubiquinol--cytochrome-c reductase subunit. The transcript has a single exon. Gene Ontology annotation, biological process: aerobic respiration. Bases 1 to 1329 code for a protein of 442 amino acids. Gene Ontology annotation, molecular function: metal ion binding; metalloendopeptidase activity. Gene Ontology annotation, cellular component: mitochondrion. The record is from RefSeq and is a predicted model, not a curated record. Lineage: Eukaryota; Fungi; Ascomycota; Pichiomycetes; Serinales; Debaryomycetaceae.